UGUGUGUGUGUGUGUGUGUGAUCACAUCCGGCAGUUAUCAGCGUCGCCUUCUUCCUGCUCCGUUCUCCUCUUUAGUCGCCUCCUGUCCUGCAUCGUCGCCAGAACAAGUGAUUGAACUGCAAAGGAAACCACGCGAGAGACAACACUUCCAAGGACACCUGAAAGACAAUUAAAAUCCUAGACCUUCGAAGGACCGAAUUAAGGAUAUCGAAACCUGGUGCGUCGAAAUAGUGGUGAAGUUCCUAAUCCUGCCAUGAGGAACGCCGCAAUCCUACUGGUUUUGGGAGUCCUAGGAGUCCUGCUGUCUGGAGAAGGGGUUGCGAGCCUGCAGUGCUACUCCUGUCACGACUGUGCUGUCCCGGGUCCCUAUGAAAUCACGAAGACAUGCUACACCUCGUGCUACGCCUCCGUCAUUUGCAAGGGGAAUGGCCAGGUCUUCUCGAGUCGCCUGUGCAGUAAGUCCAACGAAGAGCCUGGUUGCCGGCCCUCCCUGUCUUCAGAAAACACUUACAACUGCUUCUGCAACGACGACCGGUGUGAUCCGCUGGAGUUGUUCCCGGAUGUGUGUGACUCAGCCCCCGCCGCCACACUCGUCUCAUUCACCUACCUCACCGCCCUCCUCCUCCUAGCCGCCCUCCUGCCCUCCGUCCUCGCCUGAUCCGCACUCAGUCCCAUGUUCUGAGAUACUAUUACUGUUGUUGUUGUUGUUGUUGUUGUUGUUGUUGUUUUUUUUUUUUUUUU
Portunus trituberculatus (swimming crab) is the source of this 741-nucleotide messenger RNA. RefSeq lists its product as uncharacterized. NCBI's taxonomy places the organism in Eukaryota, Metazoa, Arthropoda, Malacostraca, Decapoda, Portunidae. The coding region runs from base 254 to 658 and encodes 134 amino acids. The transcript is spliced from 4 exons. The record is from RefSeq and is a predicted model, not a curated record.